AUGAACAGGAUUAUGCGAAUGAAAAGCUUGUUGAUCGUGGUUGUGAUUGUGGUCGAGUGCUUCUCCUUAGCGCAUACAACCCCUUCUGGAAAACCAAUCGUCGAAACCAAAUAUGGGAAGAUAAUUGGAAAAACCCGACAUUUCCUGAGCGAAGACGGCCAUAUUAAGUAUGUCAACACAUUCCUUGGAGUUCCCUACGCCUCACCACCGAUAAAAGAUCUACGCUUUCAGCCACCGAAGCCCCCACAUUCCUGGAAGCCUGAAAUAUACAACGCGACCUCAUUCAAAUUCGUUUGCGCCCAAUCUCAGUCUGAUUAUUUUUUAAACUCAAUUCGUCUUGCUUGGCCCGGAUUUACAUGGGAGAAAGAUUCUAGCGAAGAUUGCUUGUACUUAAAUAUAUUCGCCCCUGGUCGAGAAAACGCGACUAAUUCAAGUCCGCUUUAUCCAGUCAUAAUGUUCCUUCAUGGUGGAAGUUACGUUCACGGUACUACAGCACGGCAUACAACUCCAGGAGAAGUCUUUCCCCGAUUUGGCGUUGUCUUGGUGAUGGUUCAGUACCGGCUUGGACCGUUUGGUUUUAUGACCACUGGUGAUGCUGAAGCCCGCGGAAAUUGGGGAAUGUUAGAUCAAGUGCAAGCCCUAAAGUGGAUUCGAGAAAAUAUAAAAGCAUUCGGUGGAGAUCCUGAAAGGGUUACCGCAUUGGGUGUGAGCUCAGGUGGGGCCAGCGUAGGGCUUCAUUUAUUGUCCCCUCUGUCUGAGGGACUUUUUCAAAGGGCGAUUAUCGAGAGCGGGGUCGAGCUUUCACCAUUUGCAUUUCAGUCUGUUGAGACAGUUGUUCAAAACACCAAAAAAACUGCCAAAAACCUUAGUUGCAACACGGAAGAUCACCGGGAAAUGAUGAACUGUCUUAAAACAAAAGACACGAGCCAAAUUGUUGAUAAAUGGCAAGGGCCAACUGGGCCCGUCAUAGAUAACCAUUUCAUAUGCGACACACCAGAAAAACUCCGCUUGUCUGGUCAAUUUCAUCCUGUUCCUCUGAUUGGCGGCUUUAAUAGCGACGAGGCUGGUCAUAACAUUCCACAAAAAUGCAUACCACCGAACGAACUUUCUAGCGCUGUGUUUGGAGAUUGUAUAAAAUCCUUUGUCCAUAAGGAAGACUUGUACCACAAUAACGAGAAAACUGCUGGUCUUUUAGAAGACUCAAUCACCUUUCAGUACACUCCAUGGACGAANCCCUGGUCGAGAAAACGCGACUAAUUCAAGUCCGCUUUAUCCAGUCAUAAUGUUCCUUCAUGGUGGAAGUUACGUUUACGGUACUACAGCACGGCAUACAACUCCAGGAGAAGUCUUUCCCCGAUUUGGCGUUGUCUUGGUGAUGGUUCAGUACCGGCUUGGACCGUUUGGUUUUAUGACCACUGGUGAUGCUGAAGCCCGCGGAAAUUGGGGAAUGUUAGAUCAAGUGCAAGCCCUAAAGUGGAUUCGAGAAAAUAUAAAAGCAUUCGGUGGAGAUCCUGAAAGGGUUACCGCAUUGGGUGUGAGCUCAGGUGGGGCCAGCGUAGGGCUUCAUUUAUUGUCCCCUCUGUCUGAGGGACUUUUUCAAAGGGCGAUUAUCGAGAGCGGGGUCGAGCUUUCACCAUUUGCAUUUCAGUCUGUUGAGACAGUUGUUCAAAACACCAAAAAAACUGCCAAAAACCUUAGUUGCAACACGGAAGAUCACCGGGAAAUGAUGAACUGUCUUAAAACAAAAGACACGAGCCAAAUUGUUGAUAAAUGGCAAGGGCCAACUAGGCCCGUCAUAGAUAACCAUUUCAUAUGCGACACACCAGAAAAACUCCGCUUGUCUGGUCAAUUUCAUCCUGUUCCUCUGAUUGGCGGCUUUAAUAGCGACGAGGCUGGUCAUAACAUUCCACAAAAAUGCAUACCACCGAACGAACUUUCUAGCGCUGUGUUUGGAGAUUGUAUAAAAUCCUUUGUCCAUAAGGAAGACUUGUACCACAAUAACGAGAAAACUGCUGGUCUUUUAGAAGACUCAAUCACCUUUCAGUACACUCCAUGGACGAAAACGCCCGACCCACCCACCCUCCUUAAGAAAAUAGUCAACAUGCAAUCAGAUUAUUUCGUAGCAGCCCCUACAUUGAAGGUCUUAGAAAUUCAUAGCCAGAAAGCUCCCACGUACAUGUACGAGUUUUCUCACAUAUCUAAGCGAAGCAGCGCAGAAGCUUGGUUAGGCGUAAGACACGGAGCGAACACCCCUUAUGACUUUGGAGCACCGUUUUUGAACAUAUCCUCGCUGAAUUUUACCGAAGAAGAUCGAAAUGUAAGCAGCUUCAUAAUGUCACUUUAUGCAAACUUUGCCAAAGACGGAAUACCCACGCCUUCCGCCCUACACGGGGUGACAUGGAAUCAGUUUAACAGGACCCACAAAUCGUAUUUACUGAUCCAGGAAAAUCCUGAAAUGCAGACUAACUUUGAACCACAGCGGAUGGCGUUUUGGAACUUUUACUAUCCACGCUUGUUAAACUUUUCUAAGACCAUCGCAAAUUCUAAGGAACAAAACCGAGACAAUCAUAACAAUGGAGUGGGGCGAGUCUCGAAACCAGGGCUUCUCGGUUUAAUUUUGAUUGUUCUUUGUGCACCUGUUCUGUUUGAUUGA
This is a messenger RNA of Porites evermanni, 2653 nucleotides long. Lineage: Eukaryota; Metazoa; Cnidaria; Anthozoa; Scleractinia; Poritidae. The record is from the annotation of a GenBank genome assembly.